AUGAAGCUUCAACUCGUCCUCCUUUUCCUCGUCCUUUUCCUCGUUCAACUGGCCUCCAGCGCUUCGGAUGUCACUUCGGAACUGGUUGGAAAGAAGGUAAAGCACUAAAAACCAUUUGGGAUAUGUUUGAAUGUCCAUUUUUAGGCUCAAACCUUCAAGAAGUUCAAUCGUCCCGGCGCCAGAGCGUUUAGAGUGAUGAACGGAGGAACUGGAAGAGCCGGGAGGGCCGGACGACCCCGUGUGCAGAGGGGAAUGGGCGUCGGAAGUCAUGGAAACGGAGGAUUCAAACGAACCACUCGACACGUGAAACGUCCGAUCGGAUAAUAUCGACUCCUACUGCGAAAUGAUUACUUUGGUCUCUUGGUCUCCAAUAAACUUUUUCGGUUUCUCAGUCACUAUUCAAGUUUUCACUAGGAUACGUUCACGUUAAAGAAUGUAAAAGUCGAGUUUUUGUAAAACACAAGCAUCAGUUGUGUUGACACUGUCAACUCGAGAAAGUAGCGUCGGCAAACAUGAAAGGCUAUUUAAUGAGCUCGUCAAUUAUUUUCAAAACUUGACGAAUAGCCAGCAAAAAAGAAAAUCCGACACACUGAAAUCUCAAAAUCACACUUCGAUCCGGACUAAAACGCUUUUUUCGGAUUUCAGACCAUGAGAUUCAGUGUGCCAUUUCUGUUUCAAUUUAUGCAUUUCUAAAGUUGACGAUCACAAAAAAGACAUUAUGGUUUCACUAACAUGACACAACUGGUUGACUGUUUUACUAUUUUUCUAAUUGUAAACCUUUCUCUGUUUUCCUAUCUUACUAUUGACCAUUCGAGUAAAUAAACAAGUCGAUCCGAACUGUUUAUCGCUAGUUUAAACGGAGAAACGGAAGUGGACACGAGUAUAAAACACGAGCCGAAUGAUCAGUUAUAAAAAUGAAGAUCCAAUGGAGUCUUCUCCUCCUCGCCACUCUUCUGUUUCUACUGGAAGCUUCUGCUGUUUCACAUCGGAACGAGAAGAGGGUCAGUUAGUCAUUAUGUGAUAGACAUUCGCAAACAAUCGAGUUUAGGGAGUGUUGAGAAGGAUUCGUCGCAACCGGAUCUUCAAUAGCGAGAAUGAGCAGAGGAGGUGAGUGAAAAGUUAAAAGCAUUGUAUCUCAGCUGCCGGUAGAGAUGUCAAAAAGUUGUCAACUGAUAAAAUGUACACAAUCAUUUGCUAACAAAUUUCGUUUUUCUUACAAACUGACAAACUUGAUUAUUGAUACCAAGGAAAUAAACGAGCGGAAACAGAAGGAAAAGGUGGAGCGGGAAAUUGCAAAACGAUUGGCUCGCGAGCAUGAAGAGGAGGACAAGAAACGAUCAAAAGGAGCGGCGAUUGCACCGCCCACGAUGCUCAUUGAGGAUGAGAUUCCGCCUGCGCCACAGACCGAUGAGCCGACACAGUCCGUGCUAAUGCCUCCGCCCUCGUUCCUUCCCGCAUUCGGAAAAGCGACGAGCCGAGGGCUCGGAAUCGCUGCGAACAUUAUGAAGAAGCACGGAUACAAAGAAGGACAAGGACUCGGAAAGUCGGAGCAAGGAAUGAGCACAGCGCUGCAGAUUGAAAAGACGGGAGUUCGGGGAGGUACAAUUGUGGCGGAAGCACCGAAAGCGCCCACUUUUGCGACGAAUUCGAUGGAAGCUGUGCAAAAUGCGACUAAAGUUCUUCAGUUGUGGAAUCUAAUCGAUGUGAGCGAAGUGUCGACGGAUGAAACCAAGAAAGAGUUCGAAGAUGAGAUUCGGGAGGAAAUGGAAAAGUGCGGACAGGUCGCCAAUGUUCUUGUUCACGUGGUGAGCAUCGAUUUUAUAAAAAGAAUAUCAUUAGAGCUUCUGGAUUUCAGGACGAAUCACAAGAGGAAGAGGGCCGCCGAGUACGUGUCUUCGUCGAGUUCACCAACAAUGCGCAGUCCAUCAAGGCCUUCGUAAUGAUGAACGGACGGUUUUUUGGCGGACGGUCCGUUUCUGCUGGCUUCCAGAAUGUUGACAACUACCACAGCCGACAGUUUUGA
This is a messenger RNA of Caenorhabditis sp. 36 PRJEB53466, 2023 nucleotides long. NCBI's taxonomy places the organism in Eukaryota, Metazoa, Nematoda, Chromadorea, Rhabditida, Rhabditidae. The record is from the annotation of a GenBank genome assembly.